AUGCCCAACACUCAAGCAACCGAUACCAGUGUCCACUUCAAUGACUGGCCGAAUGAACAAGGCUUCGACGCCAAUCAUGAGCAAAAAACUCCUAUUGAGCUAUCUGUGACCGGAAGUAUCCCACAUUAUGCAGCAGGAACCCUCUACAGAACGGGCCCAGGCCGGUACAAAGUCGACACAAAGCACGGAAACACAUUCCAAGUCUCACAUUGGUUCGACGGGUUCAGCCAAACUCAUCGAUUCCAGCUCGUCCCUCCAGAGAGCCCAGACUCAUCCAUGCGCGUAUUAUACAACUCCCGUUUCUCAACAGAUGACAUGAUAGAGUAUGCGCACGAAACAGGCUCCUUAGGUGACAGAUUUAGUUUCGGCGGAUUUAGCUCAGACCCAUGCGAGGCAAUAUACUCAAAAGUCCAAUCAACGUACGAGCCACGCCAUGACAGCCCUUCCUUUAUCAACACCGGGGUUACACUCUCUAUCAACAUGCCAGGGCUAGACUCUCCAUCCUCAUCGUCAAUUUCAAGCGCCAACGAGAAACUAAAUACAUCCAGUGGGGUCAAAACUCUAACCGCCAAAACAGACAAUUCAACGUACAAACAGCUCCACCCUUCUACCCUUGAGCCCCUAGCCCUAGCUACCCAGGGAAUCCUCCAUCCAGAGCUAACGGGGCCCCUCUCCGCAUCGCAUGCAAAAUCAGACCCUGAGACUGGAGAUGUAUACAACUACAACCUCUCUUUCUCCUCAGGGACACCUACAUACCGCGUGUUUCGUGUCUCCGCUGAGACAGGGGAAACGUCUAUCCUUGCUGCUUUUACCGCUGCACCAGCGUAUUUGCAUUCGUUUUUCCUGACGGGGGAUUACGUCGUUAUCUGUGUUUGGAAUGCGCACUUGUCCCCUGAGGGAUUUAUGAAGAAGCCGGGUUCAUACAUUGGGGCUAUUAAGGAGUUUGAUAACCAAAUUCCGGCGAAGUGGUACGUUGUUGAUCGGAGACAUGGAGGACUUGUUGCAGUUUAUGAAAGCCAGGCGUUCUUCUGCUUCCAUACCAUCAAUGCGUGGCAGGAGACAAGCAACCCAAGUGACUCCUCAACCUCACAACUAGACAUAGUCGCCGAGUGUAUUAUGUACGAAAAUCCCGAUAUUUUGCACAAGCUCUACUACGAGUAUCUUGUCUCUUCAUCAAGUGCAGGGCGCCUCGAGCCUAGUGCUGUGAAUAAUGGCGGAAAGAUGCAAACUCGCAUUGCGCGGUUCCGGUUACCUGCUAUACCCGUCUCCUCUCGUAGGGAAGGAGAAGAACCAGAGCCCCUAGCCCCGUUAAAAGCUAUCCUCGUCUCAACCGCUUGUCACGCGCUCUCCCCGGAACUUGCAACCCUAAACCCCUUCUAUAUCACACAUCCCCACCGAUAUACAUACGCCGUUACUGACCGGGGCCUGUCAACCUUUGUCGAUGGGAUAGUAAAGUUCGACUCCCUUACAGGCGAAACAAAACUCUGGUCUGAGCAUGCCCAAUCACCGGGGGAAGCGAUCUUUGUUGCGGAUCCGGAUGGCAAAGAAGAGGACGAUGGAGUCUUGCUUAGUGUUGUGUUGGAUGGGCGGAGCGGGAGGAGUUACUUGCUCGUCCUUGACGCUGGAAAUAUGAAGGAGAUUGGCAGGGCAAGUGUUAAUGCGGCUGUGGGUUUUGGGUUUCAUGGGGUGCAUGUUGCUGGAAAUGGGGUUGGCGGAGUGGAUUUUUGA
Aspergillus nidulans FGSC A4 is the source of this 1728-nucleotide messenger RNA. Its product is annotated as carotenoid oxygenase family protein. The record is from RefSeq and is a predicted model, not a curated record. The transcript is spliced from 2 exons. Gene Ontology annotation, molecular function: oxidoreductase activity, acting on single donors with incorporation of molecular oxygen, incorporation of two atoms of oxygen. Bases 1 to 1728 code for a protein of 575 amino acids. Lineage: Eukaryota; Fungi; Ascomycota; Eurotiomycetes; Eurotiales; Aspergillaceae.